Molecule: messenger RNA, 1587 nt
Organism: Bactrocera latifrons
Lineage: Eukaryota; Metazoa; Arthropoda; Insecta; Diptera; Tephritidae
Exons: 1
Coding region: 9-1466 (485 amino acids)
Biological process (GO): apoptotic DNA fragmentation
Cellular component (GO): nucleus; mitochondrial inner membrane
Molecular function (GO): nucleic acid binding; single-stranded DNA endonuclease activity; metal ion binding
Source: RefSeq, a predicted model, not a curated record
CGGCCGAAAUGUACUCGGGUGGAAAAGCGGUGAAGCUCGCGCUACUGCUAGCUUGCUUAUUAGCAGAUGUGGAGGCAGGCAUACUGCAUUCAAAAGAGACCGCAGUAAAAAGCUUACUUCCGAAUACUGAGAAUGACGGACCCCGCACACCAUAUCCAACAUUAUCUACGGCUGAUACACACCCCACACCUCCAUACAUAAACGUAACUGAUGAAACUACCGACGUCACCACGGACGGGCCGUUCAGCAGCACAACCCCACCACCAGAGAUUAGUGGAGGCGUCGUGGUGCGCGGUGACUGUGCAUUCGAUGUUAAUGGUGAUCUCAAUGAUCCAGCACCGAUCUUCACACCACCAAACCAACUGGAAUGGUUAGUGCCGAACCCUGCAGGUGUGGUCGAAUUAUCUAACGGCGCCUACAUCGAUAUGUACUGCGACACGUCUUUCAUAGCGCCGUUUAGCAAUCUUACUAAAGUCACAGCACAGUGUCUACAAAAGCAGUACUUCCUUGUCGAUGGUGUGAUUCAUCCAUUCUCCGAUUUUAGCUGCACCAGUUGGCCAGCAUACACGGCACGUCGCACUGGACGCCCCUGCAAUGGCGGCACAGAUCUCGUGGAAGUUGGUUUCGUGCUCGCCUCGGGUUUCCUACAAAUCAUGGAUGUUUGCCACGAUGAAGUGAACGAGGUAACCCGUUACGUUCACCACAAGCUUAAUCCCUCCAGUGCCGGCUAUCAGCAUGGCGUCACACGUCCUAGCUUCAUUACCGGUGACUUUUAUGCUGGCAAAAAUGUGAAUAAUCUCUACACGAAGGUACAACAAAAUAACACUAUCAGUAAAAUACUCGGCAUGGACGCAUCGCCUUUCUUCAAUGACACCAUCGAUGUGUAUUUGGCGCGUGGUCACAUGGCCGCCAAGGUGGACUUUAUUUUUGGCGCACCCCAAAAGGCGACAUUCCUCUUCGUGAAUGCGGCGCCGCAGUGGCAGAUGUUCAACGGCCGCAAUUGGGAACGUGUGGAGGACAGUGUGCGUCGGUACGCUAGCGAUCAGGCAUUGGAUUUAGACUGCUAUACCGGAAUUUGGGGUGUUUCCACGCUGCCAGAUGUUAAUGGCGUACAACGCGAGUUGUACCUGGCCUUUGACGAGAACAAUAACGGUCUGAUCCCAGUGCCAAAAAUAUAUUUCCGUGUUGUCAUCGAUCGUAAGUCGCGCAACGGCAUUGUUUUAAUAGGUGUCAAUAACCCGCAUGUGACUUUGGAGGAGAUCAAGAAAGACUAUGUGAUCUGCAAGGACGUGGGCAAACGUAUCAAGUGGGUUAGCUGGGAUAAGGAGAACCUCAUGAAUGGCUACUCGUACGCUUGCGCUGUUGACGAUUUCAUUAGUGUGGUAAAGGACUUACCUUUGGAGGACUUGUACACCAGCGGUCUAUUGGGUGUAGAAGAACUGACCAUCGAAAAUAUACCGUCUUAGAAGACACAGUUAGCUUUGUGGCCAAAAUGCUGAAUUCGGUUUAUUAAAAUGACCUUCUAAGGCAAUAAGUGUAACAGAGCUUUAUUAAAUAUUUUUGAAAUUCUAAGCAACGAACAGCAAA